Molecule: messenger RNA, 240 nt
Organism: Linum tenue
Lineage: Eukaryota; Viridiplantae; Streptophyta; Magnoliopsida; Malpighiales; Linaceae
Source: the annotation of a GenBank genome assembly
GAAUGGCUGGCUCCUUCUCUCGUUGUUGUCGGAGAACAGGCGGAGAUGAGACAAGAGAUGAAGAGUCAUGCCAGGAGGAAGUCGGUGACACCGAAAGAAGGUCAACGAUACAUGAAGAAAUGAAAUGACAAGUUGCCAUGUUAACGAGGAGUUUGUCGAAAAUUCAAAGAAUAAGCCAAUUAUCCAAACUUCAACGACAACUCACUGCCUAAUCACGGAGAUCAACUGGCAUACUAUGAG